GGCUGUGGCCGGUUGCAUACCAACCAGUGUAUUCUGCUUCAAAGCAUGGAGUAAUUGGAUUUACACGUUCAGUGGCUCUGGCUGCUAGAGCAAAAAAUUAUGGUGUACGAAUAAAUGCUAUCUGUCCUGGUUUUGUCGCCACACCAAUUCUUCAGACUGCUUUCCAGGAAGAAAAUAUGGGUAUAUAUUAUUCAUUCAAAGAAGAAAUCAAAGAGAAGAUGGAAUUCUAUGGCAUUUUGAACCCAUCACUAAUCGCUGAAGGACUGAUAAAAAUCCUUGAAGAUGAUUCAUUAAAUGGAGAAAUUAUGAAGAUUACAAAACAAGGAAUUACUUUUCAAGAAUAUUGUACAACGCCAUAAAAAUUAACUUUACUAUUUUUUCCUGGAAUAGUUCAUAAUAUUUCCUUCCAUAAACUCACAAAUACUAAAUUGUUACAAGAAAAUUUUUGGUAAUGUUAACACUUCAUUUCAAUAUGAAAACUUCUGCCAAUAUGUGAAGGAUUUUUGAUAUUAGAAUUUACUUAUAUUUUCAUCAAUUAAUAUUUCAAAUGCUGUAAAAUAUAUUAUAUAAUUUUAAUUGUGAAAAGUACAGUUACAAAUGUGAUGCUUAGCAAGUGAUGACUUAAUCAAUUCAGAGUUUUUAUAGAUUUAAGAGAAAUAACAUCUGUUAUUCAUAAAUUAAUCCAAGCAACGUGACAGAAUUUCAGGAUCUGAUUUUCAUAGUACAGGAUUGCAUAUUUAAGAUUUCAUUCAUUUCAAAUUAAAUAAUGUUAUCUUUGUAAUUAAUUUUUCCAAGUCUUUUUCCCCCUUGUACAGACAAUUUAACAGUAGAUAUUGUAGUUAUUUAGUUUGAAUCUGCCAAAUAAUAUUUGCUGAAUCAUUAUGCUAAAUGUAAGUUUAUUAUCUGGUUACAUUAAAAUAGAACUCAUAAUUUGUCACAAAAUAUACUUGUACUAGAAAAAUAAACGAAGAAAAGCUUU
Messenger RNA from Thamnophis sirtalis, 979 nucleotides. The record is from RefSeq and is a predicted model, not a curated record. Lineage: Eukaryota; Metazoa; Chordata; Lepidosauria; Squamata; Natricidae.